UCCAUGGCGCACUUGCAGCCCCAGCUGAGUACCAGUGCGACCUGCUUCCCGUGAGUCUCUGCUGCUCCCUGCGACUCCGGCGCGCGUGCUCCCUACCCCAGCAGUCCUCGCGCGGCUCGACAGAGCGGACACCCCGGACUCUAAGAUGGCGUCAGUUGUACCAUUGAGGGAGAAGAAACUCAUGGAUGUCAAAUUAGGGGAGCUGUCAAGCUGGAUACUGAUGCGGGAUUUUACCCCUAAAGGCAUUGCUGGAGCGUUUCAAAGAGGUUAUUACCGGUAUUACAACAAGUAUGUCAAUGUGAAGAAAGGGAGCAUCGCUGGGGUUUCUAUGGUGCUGGCAGCUUAUGUGCUUUUCAACUACUGCCGUUCUUACAAGGAACUCAAACAUGAGCGACGACGCAAGUACCACUGAAGAGGGCCCAGUGUGGAGGGCUCACUCUGCAUUCCUGACCACCUUUGCCCAGCACUUCUGAAUCCUUUCAUACUCUAAUUAACACCUAAUAAAAGAUGACUGGUCCUGGGCUGCUUUA
Molecule: messenger RNA, 530 nt
Organism: Pteropus alecto (black flying fox)
Lineage: Eukaryota; Metazoa; Chordata; Mammalia; Chiroptera; Pteropodidae
Gene: ATP5MF
Product: ATP synthase membrane subunit f
Exons: 4
Coding region: 146-412 (88 amino acids)
Biological process (GO): proton motive force-driven mitochondrial ATP synthesis
Molecular function (GO): proton-transporting ATP synthase activity, rotational mechanism
Source: RefSeq, a predicted model, not a curated record